Linum trigynum is the source of this 2673-nucleotide messenger RNA. Lineage: Eukaryota; Viridiplantae; Streptophyta; Magnoliopsida; Malpighiales; Linaceae. The record is from the annotation of a GenBank genome assembly.
AUGGGAGCGAGUCGGAAGCUACAGGGAGAGAUCGAUCGGGUACUGAAGAAGGUCCAAGAAGGUGUAGAUGUCUUCGACAGCAUCUGGAACAAGGUUUAUGAUACCGACAAUGCAAAUCAGAAAGAGAAGUUUGAGGCAGACUUGAAAAAGGAGAUCAAGAAACUGCAGAGAUACAGAGACCAGAUCAAGACAUGGAUCCAGUCUAGUGAGAUCAAGGAUAAAAAGGUUAGCGCCUCCUAUGAGCAGGCACUGGUGGAUGCGCGUAAGCUGAUUGAACGUGAAAUGGAAAGAUUUAAGAUAUGCGAAAAGGAAACUAAGACAAAAGCAUUCUCAAAAGAAGGGCUUGGUCAACAACCUAAGACUGAUCCAAGGGAGAAGGCUAAAGCAGAGACAAGGGAUUGGCUGAACAAUAUGGUCAGCGAGUUAGAAUCUCAGAUUGAUAGCUUUGAAGCUGAAAUAGAAGGUCUCACCGUGAAGAAAGGAAAGACGAGGCCUCCCAGACUGACGCAUUUAGAGGCAUCUAUUCAACGACACAAGGCUCAUAUAAUGAAGCUAGAGUUGAUCUUGAGGCUACUUGAUAACGACGAGUUGAGUGCUGAGCAGGUCAAUGAUGUUAAAGACUUCAUUGAUGACUAUGUGGAGCGCAACCAGGAGGAUUUUGAUGAAUUCAGUGAUGUAGAUGAGCUCUAUAGCUCAUUGCCAUUAGACAAGGUGGAAUCCCUUGAAGAUCUUGUCACAAUUGCUCCUCCUGGUCUUGUGAAGGGUGCACCAGUACAUAGCCUGAAGUCUACCUCCCUGACAGUUUCUGCGCCACCCCAAAUACCUACGGCUGUUAGUACCACCCCUGUCCAGGAGCCAGCUGAAGAUACAGCUUCGCAAGACAGUAAUUCUGAAGCUGUUGCUCGAACCCCACCUGCAAAGAGCAGCAUCAUGGGUUCUUCUGUUCCAUCAACCCCAUCUGUUAGUCAUGUAACUCCUGUGAGUGUUCCUGCUAAUCCGUUAUCUGCCAUGAUAGCUGCUCCUGCAGUUAUUCCAAGUCCAUCUCCUGCUCGAGGUGCUGGAGAAAAUGUUGCUGCUUCUAUUCCUUCAUCUCCUGUCCCUCUUGCAACUCCUGCAAAAGAUGAAGAAACUGCAGGCUUGCCUGGACGUAGACCAUCACCCGCGCUUGGCGAUCCUGGACUAACAAGGGGCAUUGGCCGAGGUGGCCUCACUUCGCAGCCACCAACUAGUAUCCCUCUGACUUCUAGUACAGUUCCUAGCAAUGGAGCUCUUGGUGCAGUACCUUCAGUCUCUGAUGUGACAAAGCGAAAUAUUUUGGGGACUGAUGAUAGAAUUGGAAACACUGGAAUGGUUCAGUCUUUGAAUUCCCCAUUAAGUAAUCGGAUGAUUUUGCCUCAAGCUGGCAAGGCCAAUGAUGGAACUGGUGUAGUAGAUUCUGGCAAUGAAGGUGCUGGGUUAGGUGGCAGAGUCUUCUCUCCUCCUGGCGUGCCUGGCUUGCAAUGGAGACCUGGAAGUUCGUUUCAGACUCAGAACGAACAGGGUCAAUUUCAAGCUCGAACUGAAAUAGCCCCUGAUCAGAGAGAGAAAUUCUUGCAACGUUUUCAGCAAGUCCAGCAAGGCCAUAGCAACCUGCUCGGCAUGCCUCCUCUUCCUGGUGGCAGUCAUAAGCAGUUCCCAACACAGCAAAACCCACUUUUGCAACAGUAUAACUCUCAAAGCUCAUCUCUCUCCUCGCAAGCUACACUAGGGCUUAGCAUUCAAGCACCAGGGCUAAGCAAUGCUACACCCACUACUUUGCAGCAGUCAAACUCAAUCCAUCAACAGUCUAGUCAACCAGUUGUGACACCAAGUGGUUUAAAAGAUAGUGAUGCUAGUCAUAUGAAACCUGAGGAGCAACAGCAAUCACUGAAUUUAACCGAUGACUCAGCCUCUGAAUCUGCUUCUACAACCGGACUGGGUAAAAGUCUGGUCAGUGAGGAUGAGCUUAAAGCUCCCCACCCAAUGGACAAUAUAUCGAGCUCUUUGGCAGAGCUGUCUGUUCAAGUGCCAAGAGACACCGAUCUCUCUCCCGGGCAACCCUUACAACCUUCUACACAAACAACCAGUGGUUUAGGUGUGAUCGGUCGCAGAAGCGUAGCUGACCUUGGUGCCAUUGGCGAUAGUCUCGCUUCACCUGCUGCAAGUCCCGGUCCACUGCAUGACAACAGUUACAAUUUGCAGAUGCUAGAGGCUGCGUAUCACAAACUUCCUCAACCCAAAGACUCAGAACGUGCGAGGAGCUAUAUCCCGAGGCAUCCUGCUAUAACGCCAUCCAGCUUCCCUCAAGUUCAGGCUCCCAUCGUAAACAACCCUGCCUUCUGGGAGAGGCUGACCAUGGACAGUUACGGCACCGACACCUUGUUCUUUGCAUUUUACUACCAACAGAACACGUAUCAACAAUAUUUGGCUGCAAGGGAGCUGAAGAAAGGAUCGUGGAGAUAUCACAGAAAAUACAACACCUGGUUCCAGCGACAUGAAGAACCCAAGGUUGCCACUGACGAGUAUGAACAAGGGACGUACGUGUAUUUCGAUUUCCACAUCGCCAAUGAUGAUCAUCAGCACGGAUGGUGUCAGAGAAUCAAGACGGAGUUCACGUUCGAGUACAAUUACCUUGAAGACGAACUGAUCGUGUAG